Molecule: messenger RNA, 750 nt
Organism: Lasiodiplodia theobromae
Lineage: Eukaryota; Fungi; Ascomycota; Dothideomycetes; Botryosphaeriales; Botryosphaeriaceae
Product: GNAT family acetyltransferase
Exons: 1
Coding region: 1-750 (249 amino acids)
Molecular function (GO): protein N-terminal-serine acetyltransferase activity; protein-N-terminal-alanine acetyltransferase activity
Source: RefSeq, a predicted model, not a curated record
AUGAUGACCCAAACUCCGGAAACCACCAGGCCGCUUGGCCCCGUCGUCGAGCCACGGCCAGUCACGCGCCCAGAACAUAGAACCUUCCAAGGCAAGCACGUCACGCUCCGUCCUCUCGCCCCGUCUGAUGCGGACGCGCUGUUUCCUCUGAUCAGCGGUCCCGACAAUGCCUGGCUUUUCGACUACUUGCCGUACGGACCCUUCCCCUCUUCACCCGACGCCUUGGAUUUAUUCCGCACGCAAGUCGCCAACCAGUGCGCCUCCAAGGACCCCCUCUUCUUCGCCAUCCUCGUCAAUGAUCGCGUUCUCGGCUGGUCCGCGUUUAUGCGCAUCGAUGCCGCCAACGGCGUUGUCGAAGUCGGACACCUGCUUUUCGCACCCCCGCUGCAGCGCACGGCCGCCGCGACGGAGACCAUCUACCUGCUCGCGCAAUAUGCGUUCGAGGACCUGCGCUACCGACGGCUGGAGUGGAAGGCGAAUAAUUUGAACGAAGCGAGUAAGCGGGCAGCAGCGCGCCUUGGGUUCGUGUGGGAAGGGCUGUUCAGGGCUCAUUUGAUCGUGAGGGGUCGACGGAGGGACACGGUGUGGUUUUCGAUGGUGGAGGCCGAUUGGUUUGGAGAGGAGGGGAAAGGGGCUGCCCGGGAGGCAUUGUCGCUGUGGUUGGAUGGCGCGAACUUUGACGGGGAGGGGAAGCAGAGGAGGAGGUUGGAGGAUAUUAGGAGGGAGCUGGUCAAUGGGGCAGAGGCAUAA